This is a messenger RNA of Ostrinia furnacalis (Asian corn borer), 1599 nucleotides long. RefSeq lists its product as uncharacterized. The transcript has 4 exons. The coding region runs from base 612 to 953 and encodes 113 amino acids. The record is from RefSeq and is a predicted model, not a curated record. Lineage: Eukaryota; Metazoa; Arthropoda; Insecta; Lepidoptera; Crambidae.
GUUUCUUUGCUUCUUAAAACAAUAAAAAAAGUGUAAUCAUUAGGGCGGGAUUCUUACGACUUACGAUCGCUGAAGAAAAAGGCGCUAAAUUAAUUAAAACGAUUUAAAAAUAAAUUAAUUAUGAGCAUAAUUUUAUCUAUCCUGUAAUACUUGUACAGUUACAUACAUAGCUCAUACUAACCACUUACCUUGCAUACAUCAGCGGUUUACUAAUCUGCACAAAGCCUGUGGUGCACUGCACAAGUGGCACUUUUUGUUCGCACCGAAAAUUGAAUCCCUAAUCUCUUCACGGAAUGAAGAAACUCCUUAUAAAAUGCCGGUGCGACGAAGGCCUUUCAACAUUACAACCACUUGUGGGACGUGCCAUAGAGUAACUUAAGGUUGUACUUGUAUAUUUUAGGUACUUAACUGGUUCGACCAUGUAUCCUUUAUUAUUUAAUUAAGCAUUUGUGGGGGACAUGUCUGUCUACUACUUGAUUGACCCUCAUAUUCAAAAGAUAAUUAGUGUGACGAAUCAAACCUUCCAAUCAUCAUUAACGUUCUUUACUAAUUACUUAUAGUGAGAGUAAUAACUGUGAUUUGGAUUAGUUUCUACAUGCGACUGCACGAAAAUGAAGUCGGUUAUAUUUUUUAUAGGUAUUGUUGGAUUUGUGGUAUAUUCGUCCACGCGCGCUCAGCUGUUCGAGGACCCGUCCAAGACGUUCCAGAACAUGACGUUCGACAUGGUGAACCGCGGCAGCUACAACGCCACCGAGUGCGUCGUCGACAUGCUCAACUGCUGGGAAGCCGUCAAGCCGGACAAGAUCUGCACGUACUGGUACUGGUACGCCAGCAUCUGCAGCAUCAUGCGCGAGUUCUGCGCCGAGUGGCUCGGCGACCAGGACAAUUUCUACAAAAAGUUCAGCAUAACUCAAGGCAUGUGCUUGUACAACUCGGAACAGAUGUGGUCGUAAUCAAAAUCAACGUGAACGCGCGUCUCGCUUGCACUAAAUCCUAAAGUAGAUGAUAUAAUUUUUAGAAAUACAUAUUAUAUGUGUUUAAGUCGAGGUUUUGUUUCAAGACAUAGUCACAAUUGUAUUGAAUGUUAAACCUAAGUAAAUAAAAAUAAAAUAAAACUUUAUUUGUAGCCAAUUACAAUUUUGCAUAGACAAAUUGAAACGUUAAUUACUGCAGUAGUCAAAGAGGAAGUAUUAAACAGCGCGUUGCGCAGUCUAUUAAUUAAGUAUAAAGUGUUUAAAAAUAGUUAAAAUAAAGACAAAUUUAAUUUGAAAUGCAGGUUUUAUUACUUCAAAAGCAUAGUCUUCACUUUAAAAAUCACUGAUAUAAUUCCUUUCACUCGACUCUCAAAUUGCCAUAAUAUUAUGUAAUUUACAUUACUAAUUAUAAAUUAUAAUGUACAGCGUGACCCGUUUUGACAGCAAUUCUGUUGAAUACCUACAGAUGUAAUAUGAAUUUCUUAUCAUAGAGAUAUCAACAGCUUUUACGAGAUUUCAAUAGGGAUGGUGUAGUAAUCAGUUGAAGUGUGUGCAGUUCUGUCGAGACGGGCAACGCUGCACUGUGAAGUGAACGCCGGCGCACACGCCACCAGAUAUAUUCUCU